AUGGCAGAGGACCCAAUCGCCGCCCCAGAACCCGCGAUCGAAGUGGACGACGACGUUGACUCGGCGUAUGGCGACGAAACGUCCACAUACACUACAUCGUUGGCCUCGAGCGUGCGGAGCUAUCACUUCCCCAACGAUGAGCCCGAACAGGACCGGCUCGACAUGAUCCACCACGUCUUCUGCCGACUGCUCAAUGACCGACUGUUCCUGGCUCCCAUCAACCCGGACGACGGGCUGCGGAUCCUCGACAUCGGGACGGGCACGGGCAUCUGGCCUAUCCAGAUGGGCGAUCAGUAUCCGCGAGCAAGCUUGAUCGUGGGCAACGAUCUCAGCCCGAUCCAACCGGAGUGGGUGCCCCCGAAUGUCAAGUUCAUCGUCGACGACGUGGAACAGGACUGGCUGGAACAGCAGCCCUAUGACUAUAUCCACUGUCGGUACAUGGCGGGCUCGAUCCGCGACUGGCCCCGACUGGUGCGGCAGUGCUACGACCACCUGAAGCCGGGCGGGUGGAUCGAGUUCCAGGAGUCGGCUAACACGCUCUACUCGGAGGACGGCUCGCUCACGCCAGACAACAAGAUGGUCCAGAUGAUGAACGGUCUCAUGGAGGCCUGCGACCGAAUCGGCCGCACCAUGGACCCGGCCCCGUCAAUCAAAGGCUGGGUCGAGGACGCCGGGUUCACCAAAGUGGAACAGCGCAGGUUCAAGCUGCCCAUCGGUCCCUGGCCCAAGGACCCGCGACUGAAGGAGAUUGGAACCCUCAUGGCCAUCAAUUUUAUCGAGGGGGUGGAGGCCUUCACGCUGUCGCUGUUCACGGAGGUUCUGGGAUGGUCGAAGGAGGAAGUUGACGUCCUGAACGCCGGGGUGCGGGCGGACGCGCAGCGGAGAGACGUCCAUCCUAUGUUUGAUUUUCUGGUCAUUACCGCGCAGAAGCCAGAAUAG
This is a messenger RNA of Rasamsonia emersonii CBS 393.64, 939 nucleotides long. RefSeq lists its product as uncharacterized. Bases 1 to 939 code for a protein of 312 amino acids. Gene Ontology annotation, molecular function: methyltransferase activity. The record is from RefSeq and is a predicted model, not a curated record. The transcript has 2 exons. Lineage: Eukaryota; Fungi; Ascomycota; Eurotiomycetes; Eurotiales; Trichocomaceae.